AAUCUAGUAAAUAUCAUAUGCCAGAACAAAAUAUUACAUCGGAGAAUGAAGAAAAGCAGGACGAGGACGAAGAAUCAACAACAAUUGAAAGGAAUGAGGAAGAAAAUUCUAUAGCUAGUGAUUCGGAGAAUUAUUUGAAAGAAGUGAUAGAAUCAAUGGUUGGUAAAUUAGAAAGAACUCCGUUGACAGUAGACGACAUUGACAUGGAGAAGAUUUUCAUAGAUUACCAUAAUCAAUGUAACAACAUUUUUAAUCUAUGUCAUAGCGACAUUAUGGAUAUGAGACCUACUUCACACUUCACAAAUGAAAUUGCAGAAGAAUCUUGGAACAAAUUUGUGCUAAAUACAUACCCCAAACAUAAUCUACCCAAGGAUUGGGAAAGUUUUAUACGAGACUUCUUCAAGUCAAAGGAUAGUCUAAAAGAAUGGACAAAGGUUUGGCGUGAACUCUAUAGUGAAGAAACCAACAAAAAAAACAAAGAUCUCAAAGACCUGAUAGAUGCAAUCUACAAUAUCCUUGGGACAUAUAUCAAAGCUUUUGAAGCACCGCACAACAUACUAAAGUCGGGUGACCUUCGAGAAAAUCAGUACAAUGCACAGUUUAUAAGUCUGAUAUUAGAGAAUACACUGAAGACUAUAUGUAACAUCGACUGGAGAAUUCUUGAAGUCCUGGUAGAAAGUAGCAAAGAUCGUUGUAAUGCAAACAUAAAUCCAACCGUUGAUAAAGUUUUAGAAGCAAAGUGUGCAGAUGGGCUUGCUCGUCUCUGGCGAAGCCAUGAAGAAGUGUUCCUAUAUGAACAGACAGGACCUCCGGACUUUGAUGAUAUUACUCAAUUACACAUUCACGAUUAUAAAUUGGUCAGAACAAUGCGAGAUGUGUUAAACCAACGAAUAAUUCUUCGCUUUAAAGACGGAAUAUAUGAUCACAAAGACCUUGCAAGUUUCAGUGCUUUUGGCCAUCGCACUGAAGUGUCUUUGUUUUGGUUAACAAUACACCAGAAGUCAUAUUGUCUUCGUGAAUAUGGAACUUUCAAGAUCCCUGCAAUUUGGCAGGAUAUCCCCGUUCUUUGCGAAGCAAUUAUAACAUGUCUUAAAUUUUUUGUGAGUAUAACAAAGUUUUGUCCAUUUAUUCACUGCUUUUUACUAACACUGGUUUAUGCUCAGUCUUUCAUGAAAGAAAAUAUUGAAAAGAGAAGUCCAUACAUUGAACAAAAACAAAAGUUGCUUACAAAGCGAAAAGUACAUACAAUAAAACAGAACCAAUCGACACCGAAUCAACCUAAAAAGCAAAAGAUUUCAAAAUGA
Molecule: messenger RNA, 1304 nt
Organism: Entrophospora candida
Lineage: Eukaryota; Fungi; Glomeromycota; Glomeromycetes; Entrophosporales; Entrophosporaceae
Source: the annotation of a GenBank genome assembly